AUGGCCGGCUCUCGUGAUGCCGCCUCCAGUAAAGGUGUUCCGGCAAGAAAGUAUUUUGCGCAGAACGCCCACACAGCUCACGAGUGCUCACCCAUCGUAUUUGUCGUUGGCGGUGGCCCCGAGCUCUCUGAGAUAAGCACACACCACAAUGGCCUGGUACCUGGUUUGGAUGCACGUGGACUAAGUGGAACCGAAUGGCUGAUGCAUGGACAUCUUUUUGCGAAUCAAGGCGACGAGGCCAUCGCUCCGAGGGGAGCUGGGAGCAGGUAG
Clonostachys rhizophaga is the source of this 270-nucleotide messenger RNA. The record is from the annotation of a GenBank genome assembly. NCBI's taxonomy places the organism in Eukaryota, Fungi, Ascomycota, Sordariomycetes, Hypocreales, Bionectriaceae.